Messenger RNA from Mytilus trossulus (common blue mussel), 2295 nucleotides. RefSeq names its product glucose dehydrogenase [FAD, quinone]-like. The transcript has 12 exons. Bases 165 to 1991 code for a protein of 608 amino acids. NCBI's taxonomy places the organism in Eukaryota, Metazoa, Mollusca, Bivalvia, Mytilida, Mytilidae. The record is from RefSeq and is a predicted model, not a curated record. Gene Ontology annotation, molecular function: flavin adenine dinucleotide binding; oxidoreductase activity, acting on CH-OH group of donors.
GGCAUAACUUUCUCUCUCCUACACUCCAGAGUAUCUCAACAAUACAGGUGAGCAUUUUUAAAAGCUAGCUAGUAUUUAAUUGUCAACUACAGCUGACUUAUCUAGGAAGACCGCCUCGCAUAUCGUCCUUGGAUAGAUUUUUAUCUUUAACGUGAGUUUAUAAGAUGGCUUUGUAUAAUACAAUCCUGAUCGCAGUAUCUGGUAUUCUUAUAGGAUUUUUUUUUCUACCAGUUAAAAAAGAUGUAGUCCUCGAUGUAAAGUUAAAUACAACGUACGACUAUAUUAUUGUUGGUGCUGGUUCAUCUGGAGCAGUGAUAGCAAAUAGACUUUCGGAGGAUCCGGAAAUAUUGGUGUUAUUGGUAGAAGCAGGAGGUUCCGAAUAUGGUAAUGAAGAUAUCAGUACACCUAUUAAAGCUGCAGCCGUAGAAAACACGAAGGAUGAUUGGGCUUUUUAUACUGUUUCACAGAAAUACUCACAUAAAAUGAAGCAAGACCAGAAAAGUUUUUGGCCCAGAGGUAAAGUCCUUGGAGGAUCUAGCAGUAUAAACUAUCUCGCUUACGUCAGAGGAAGUAGAUAUGAUUAUGACAACUGGGAAAACGAAGGGUGUACAGGAUGGAGCUAUAAAGAUGUCCUACCAUUCUACUUAAAGAUUGAGGAUAUUCAGGCUCCUCGAUUGUAUGAUUCAGAUUAUCAUUCAAGAGGAGGCUACUUAGGUGUUAGUGAAGUAAGAAAUACGCCACUUCCAGAAAUUUAUAAACAAGCUGCGCAUGAAAUCGGUAUAGAACAUGUUGACUUGAAUGGAGAAAAUCAAUUAGGUUUUUCAUACAUGCAGUCGUCGAUGAAGAAUGGUGAACGUUCCAAUACAGCAAAAGCUUACUUAAGACCUGUUAUCAAUAGAUCUAACUUACACAUAAGUAUCAAUACAUUUGUAACAAAGGUAUUACUUGACGGUAAAAAGGCUAUCGGUGUAGAGGUUAUUAAAGACAACAGAAAACUGAAUCUUUAUGCGAAUAAAGAAGUUAUCCUAUCUGCCGGAGCCAUCAACAGUCCUGUUGUUUUAAUGUUAUCUGGAAUUGGUCCGAAAAACCAUCUCACAAAAUUAAAGAUUCCUGUUGUUGCUGAUUUACCAGUUGGUGAAAAUCUUCAGGAUCACUAUCAAAUUUUCAUGAAAUUUUUAAUAAACAAACCUUACAGUCCUGGCUCUGAUGCAACAGCCUCGUUGUGGAAUAACCUACUGUAUCAUUUAUUAGGAAAAGGUGUUAUGACCUCAAGUGGUUUGGAAGGGCAUAUUUUCGGUAGGAUGAAAGACAGAAACAAGAAAGAACCGCUGUAUCCAGAUUAUCAGCUUGAGUUUUUCAGCAAUGCACAAGAUGAUGGAUUUAUAGAUAAUGGUCUUCCACUGAAUCACAAUAAGUCCGUAAUAGAACUUUUACAACAAAGAUCCAGUUCUAUGGAGUUUACAGUGGUUGUCAUUCAACAGCAUCCGAAAUGUUCAGGUUAUGUACGACUUCAGAGUACUGAUCCAUUCGAUUACCCCGAGAUUGACCCAAAUUAUCUAUGCGAAUAUGAUGACGUAAAAACUCUUCUAUCUGGUAUUAGAAUAAUUCGUAAAUUGGAAAAGACCAAAGCUUUUAAAGAAAUAGGUGCAACUCAUAAUAGAAUGGAUUUUAAGGGUAUCUGUGACACAGAAGAGUUUGACUCCGAUGAGUACUGGGAAUGUAUUAUACGACACUGGGGUAUGACAGGAUACCACCCGGCAUCAACAUGUCGCAUGGGUUCGGAGACAGACCCUACUUCUGUUGUGGAUCCAAAACUAAGGGUUAAAGGCAUAUCAGGAUUACGUGUUGCUGAUGCUUCUGUGAUGAGACAUUUAACAUCAGGAAAUACAAAUGCCCCGUGUAUAAUGAUUGGCGAGAAAGCUGCAGAUCUAAUUAGAGGCAAAGAUACUGUCAAGGCAUUCAGGGAUAAGAUUGAACAUUUGAAAUUAUAAACAUGAUAAUGCAAACUGUUUUUAAAUAACAUUAUGCUAAUGCAGUGUUAACUGAAAUGCAUUCCAAGUAUGGACAUUAGGAUGUCAAACAAUGCCAUAGAAGUUUUCGGUAGUCACAGUUGUACAACUUCUGCAUGUGAUUAUAUUUCUUUGAUGAAUCAUAAUGUUAAAUACGUAUACUUUUCAUUUUAUAUAUAAAGAAAUAUCAAAAGGUAUUGAUAAUGCAUUUUCAAAUUUACAAUGAUAUAUGUCUUCAAUAUUUGAUUCGUCAGGUAUGUUUGUUUUUGCAUUUUCUGCUUUCAAA